Messenger RNA from Cephus cinctus (wheat stem sawfly), 2239 nucleotides. RefSeq names its product cilia- and flagella-associated protein 53-like. Bases 81 to 1715 code for a protein of 544 amino acids. The transcript is spliced from 2 exons. NCBI's taxonomy places the organism in Eukaryota, Metazoa, Arthropoda, Insecta, Hymenoptera, Cephidae. The record is from RefSeq and is a predicted model, not a curated record.
UUCAGUAACGCCUAACCUUAUAACCAAACUUUUCAUUAGGAAGUUAUAUUCUCUUUUUCUGCCGUUUAAAUCUUUACAGAAUGAAUUUCGGUGCAUUUCCAUUUCCAACUUGUGCACCGCUUAAGCCGCGUCGAAAUCCCGUGGAUGUUUUUGGCACAGCGAAUGUCGCUGCUGGACACAGAUUACGAGAAGCCAACAGUGGCUGCCGAUAUAUGGAACAAUUUUACUACCUCAGAAAGGCUACUACCGUGGAUCCCAAUGAACUAGAAGACCGUAGAAACUUGGAACAAGUAAUAUCAAGAGUUGCUUUCGAACAGAGGACCGAGAAGCGAAUUAUUCGUGAAAAGAUUCGUCAAGGCGUGGAACAAGGAAUGGCAGCCUACGAUCAGGACAUAGAGAAACGUCGCGAGAAAUUACGAAAAUUAAUAAUUUUGGAGGAGACCGCGCUUACCAACGAAAUUGUAGAGCUGGCGAGUCGUGGGGAUGAGAUGAGACUAGAAGAAAUGCGAGCUCAGGCGGAGAGACUUCGAAAAUCGAGGGAGGACGAGCGUUUAGCGUUCGUAGCUGCUAAGAGGAUGCAGCAAUAUCUAUCGAGAUGUCCUGACGCACGAGAUUUAUCCUCAGUAAGGAUUGCAAAGGACGUGAAGCACUGCAAUCUGGUUCAGAUGACUGAGAACGAGGCGAGACGAAGAUCCGAAAAGGAGCUCGAUAUGCUCUGGCAUCGUUUGAUGCUCAAGGAACUAGAAGUUAAGAAACUCCGUGAAAUCGAAGAUCUGAGAAGGAAGGAUUUAGCGGAUAAGGAAGUCGUGGAUACUCUGAGGAAGCAGGUCGCCGGUAAGGAGGCCUUGAGGGAGGAGCUGAAACGCAUAGAAAUAGAAGAAAAAAAAUAUCUGGAGAGAUUAUGGAACAAUAUUCGUGAAGAGGAGCUAAGGAAUCUCGCGCGAGAACGAGAAAAGCGUGAGAGACUAAAAAAGGAUCUGGAGGAUCAGCUAAUAGCUGCCAAAAGGACAUUAGCCGAGAGAGCCAGACAAGAGGCUGAGAUAGAUAGGAUAUUCAGGAACCUGAACGAGGCCGAAUUGGCUCGGGAAAAAAGUAUCCUAAGGGAAUCAUCUCAGGUUCUUCGUAGAGAGAUGCUGUCCUAUCUGAAGUACCUCGAGGAUCUUCGAGUCGAGCAGGCGCGCCAAGACGUUCUCGUCAAUGAGAUUGUCGAGAAAUCUUAUAAGGACACCCUGGCGCGUAAGGAUCUCGCGCUGAGAAAAUUUCAGGAAGUGAGACAACGUAGACUUCGCGAGGUCCUGGAAGGACGUACGAUGCAGCUGGAAGCUAGGAGAGAGAAGGAAGAAAGAGAGCGCAAGCGGAGAAACGAGGAGAGAGAAAUUCUGGAGAAGAAUUUGGAAAACGAACGAAAUCUUGAAGUCUUUGAGCGUAACAGACAACGAGAUCGUGCCCGGAAGUACGGACAGGAUUUGAAGGAUCAACAGAAUUACACGGAAUCCAUGCGCAAACGAGAGAAAGAGGAGGACGAGAGGAUGUAUCGAGAUGGACUGAAGAGAGACGAUGAAUAUAAGAAAUUAACCGAAGAAUUAUUGAAGGCUUCUGAUGACGUAACACCCCAUGCCUUUAAGAUAUUGAUCAAAGAGUGUGCUGCCAGAAGGGAUGCCGAGGACAAGGGUCUGUGCUAUUGUCCACCGCCAUUGCCAAAGGACUAUCCUUAAUUGUGAUGAGAGUCGAGAGGAACGCGAGAAUAGAGUAAUGCGUCUUUCUGGUAAUUCCACGCUGUACGUUAUCAAAGACAUUGGCUUGGUUAAUUGGAAAUGUAAAAGGGGGUGAAGUUUAAAGUGGACAGGGAGAUCAAGCCAGAGCGCGAGCUUUACCUUAGCCACGAGGCGGUCCGUGGUUCCUACAUCCCUUCUGGGCUCCAUGGGAUUACCCUGAUUUAUCGUACCAAUUGCCCUGGAGUAGGUACGUCCAAACUUUCUUUUAUUAGCCCCGGCCGACCUUUCUUUAUUUUUCCCCGUACGAAUACAUUUCCAGAGACAUUUUAACCUUCAGAGCGAAUAAACCCCGUAAGUGAUAACUACCAAUCCGUCAUCCCUCUCCAGUGCAUCAGCUCAAUCAAUCAAUCAUCCAUGCUCUUUAAUGCGUAUUCUGGCUCUGCGAAUAUACUCUACGAGUAAAUAUGUAUGGAUGAACAUGAUAAAUCCGCCACAUCACAGCUAUAUCCAGGUGACUCACUUAC